This is a messenger RNA of Chaetomium strumarium, 1164 nucleotides long. RefSeq names its product major facilitator superfamily domain-containing protein. Gene Ontology annotation, molecular function: transmembrane transporter activity. Lineage: Eukaryota; Fungi; Ascomycota; Sordariomycetes; Sordariales; Chaetomiaceae. Gene Ontology annotation, cellular component: membrane. The transcript has 8 exons. The record is from RefSeq and is a predicted model, not a curated record. Gene Ontology annotation, biological process: transmembrane transport. The coding region runs from base 1 to 1164 and encodes 387 amino acids.
AUGGCUCGUCGAUGCGGCAGCCGCUCCAGCCGCUCCAGCAUCGAACCUCCGGUCAAAGGCCAAUGCGAGAGGGAGGCUGCAGAAGCAUCUAGUGGCGCCGCCGCCCCGCCGCCAUGGGCGCCGAUCGACAGUGGAUGGAAGCCCUGGAAGGUCGUGCUAGGCUGCUUCUGUCUCACAGUCCCCACGUACGGCCUGCUCAGCAGCAUCGGCCUAUUCCAGACAUACUGGCACCGCACCGUCCUGCGGGACCACGCAGAGAGCACCAUCUCGUGGAUCAUCUCCGUCCUUGGCUUCCUGAGCUGUCUCUUCGCGGCGCCUGCAGGCAUCCUGUUUGACCACUACGGCUCGCGCUGGUUGCUCCCGCUCGGGUGCGUGGUCUACGUCGCCUCCCUCAUUGGCCUAUCGUGUGCCUCGACGUACGCCCAGUUUAUGGCCUGCAUGGCGCUGGCCGGCGUCGCUGCUGUCCCCACGACCAUUUCCUUUAGUGUCGUGAGCCACUGGUUCGAAGCCAGAAAAGGCCUUGCGAUCGGCUGCGCUGUUGCUGUUGGGCAACGUGGUUGUCGAGACCAAUGUGGCCCCCCGGCAGACAGCGAGCGACGGUUCGGGGCCCACGGGCGUGUCCCACGUGCUGACAUGUUCCGAGUUUUGGUCGUCAGCUACACUCUCUUCGCGUACGAGAUUGUGCUCUUCAUUCAAUGGGCCUCUAUCCCCUCGUAUGCCGCCUCGGCGGGUGCUGGGAACAAACGGUUCUACUUGAUGGUGUCGUACAAUUUUGGCGCUGUGUUGGGCCGGACUGUGCCCCCCUGGCUCUCCGAUCGCCUGCUCGACUCAUUGAACGCCACCAUCUCGAUGAACGUCUUCACCUUGCUCGUCGUGUUGGCCAUCUGGAUGCCCCUCGGGACGUCGUCCACAGCCGGGCUCUUCGUGGUGGAAGUGCUGAUGGGCAUUGUAACGGGAAGGUUCGUUCCCCUUGGCGUCUCGUGCAUUCACGCGGUCUGCAACCCGCAGAACACGGGAACCUGGUUGGGCGCCGCCUACAGCAUCGUCCCAUCUGCGACCCUGAUUGGGAACCCCGCCUCAGCAGCGAUCCUCGCUCGCUACCGAUCCAACGCGCUCGUCGCUUUCCUCCGCCGCCGCUCGCAGCCGCCUUGGGAUGAGGGGUGA